Molecule: messenger RNA, 1794 nt
Organism: Microthlaspi erraticum
Lineage: Eukaryota; Viridiplantae; Streptophyta; Magnoliopsida; Brassicales; Brassicaceae
Source: the annotation of a GenBank genome assembly
AUGGAUUCUCCGAAACUCCCGCACUCUAUCUCCGCCUCCUCCUCCACUCCAUUCGCUUUCUCCGCCGUCAAACCUCACCGGAAAAACCUUCCCUCCCGUAAUUGCAUUCUCAUAAUAAUCGCCGUAUCCUCCAUCCUCCUCCUCCUCUUAACCCUCCUCCUCUACGCCACAACCUCCAAAUCCUCCCACAACCGCACCAACACACCGCACCAAUCUCCUUCCCCCGGCGAUCUUCCUCCGCCGAAAACUCCCUCUCCUCCUCCAAUCGCUCAGAUCCGCCUCGCCUGUAACGCAACCCGUUUCCCAGAUCACUGCUUCACCUCCCUCUCUAAACCGGGUCAGGUCCCACCGGAUCCUAAACCGGUUCAGAUAAUCCACUCGGCGAUUUCAGUCUCCUUCGAGAAUCUCAAAUCCGGCCAAUCGAAAAUCAAAUCGAUCCUAGACUCCUCCGCGGGGAAUCAAAACAAGACCAACAUAGCCACCAUUUGCCUCGAGAUCCUCUCCUACUCCGCGCACCGCACCGAAUCGACGGACGUCGCCGUCACGACCGGCGACAUCAAAGACGCCCGCUCGUGGAUGAGCGCAGCUCUCGCUUACCAGUACGAUUGCUGGGCAGGUCUCAAAACCGUCAACGACACCAAGCAAGUCAUCGACACGAUCACGUUCCUCGACGACCUCGUGAAACUCACCGGAAAUGCGUUGAGCAUGAUGGUCUCGUUCGACAACUUCGGCGACGAGCUCGCUUCGUGGAUCCAUCCGGCGACGGAACGAGACGGGUUUUGGGAGAAAGCUGGGCCGAGUUUGGGCUCUGCUAACUUGGGCUUUCCGUCUGGGUUAACGGAAGACGUGACGGUGUGUAAAGACGGAGGGAAAGAGUGCGGUUAUAAGACGGUGCAGGAAGCUGUCGACGCAGCGCCGGCAAGUAACGGAACUGUUAAGUUUGUGAUACGGAUUAGAGAAGGCGUGUAUGAGGAAACCGUUAGGAUUCCGUUUGAGAAAAAGAACGUCGUCUUCAUCGGAGACGGUAUGGGCAAAACGGUAAUUACAGGAUCGGCGAAUGUAGGCCAACCAGGGAUGACAACGUUCAACUCUGCAACUGUCGGAGUUUUGGGAGAUGGAUUCAUGGCGCGUGAUUUAACGAUAGAGAACACGGCAGGAGCAGACGCGCACCAAGCGGUUGCGUUUAGAUCAGACAGCGAUUUCUCAAUACUCGAUAACUGCGAGUUUCUUGGGAACCAAGACACCGUCUACGCUCACUCUCUUCGCCAGUUCUACAAACAAUGUCGAAUCCAAGGCAACGUAGACUUCAUAUUCGGUAACUCAGCUGCCGUGUUCCAAGACUGCAACAUCUUGAUCGCUUCGAAAAAUUCCAAGAUCGAGCAAGGAGGCGGCGCAAACAACGCGAUCACAGCACACGGGAGGAUCGACGCGUCGCAGUCCACGGGGUUCGUGUUCUCGAACUGUACGAUUAACGGGACAGAGGAGUACAUGAAGGAGUUUCAAGCUAAUCCUGAAGGGCAUACGAACUAUUUGGGAAGACCGUGGAAAGAGUUUUCGAGGACGGUUUUUGUGAAUUGUAAUCUUGAGUCUUUGAUUAGUCCUGAUGGAUGGUCACCUUGGAGCGGAGACUUCGCGUUAAAGACUUUGUAUUACGGUGAGUAUAAGAAUACCGGUCCGGGAUCGGUUAGAUCGAAAAGGGUUCCGUGGAGUAGUGAGAUACCGGAGAAGCAUGUUGGUGUUUACUCUGUCGCCAAUUUUAUUCAGGCUGAUGAGUGGGCUUCGACGACUGCUUGA